Molecule: messenger RNA, 1999 nt
Organism: Spinacia oleracea (spinach)
Lineage: Eukaryota; Viridiplantae; Streptophyta; Magnoliopsida; Caryophyllales; Amaranthaceae
Product: protein TIC 56, chloroplastic
Exons: 6
Coding region: 168-1706 (512 amino acids)
Biological process (GO): protein import into chloroplast stroma
Cellular component (GO): chloroplast inner membrane
Source: RefSeq, a predicted model, not a curated record
CAAUUCUUGAUGGUCCAGGUAACACUGGCACAACACAAGCUUCUUCACCCACGGCUCAGCAGUCACUAAGCCUAUCUUCUUCCCUUGCUUUCCCUCUCUUCCUCUUGUCACACCAGAAACAGAAAACCCAGAAAACUCCAUAGCUAAAAACCUCAAAACUCACGAAAAUGGCUUCAAUCAACUUAGGUCCAUUUGGCGAACACUUCUUCCACUGGUUCGAAAAACCCCCACACCCAAUCUCAUUUCCCAAUUUUCUCUCUCUAACUCUCUCCCAAAACCCUCCUAAACCUCUCUUCUCCUCCCUCUCUCUCUUCGACCUCAAAAAACCAAGCCCAAAAACCCCCCCGAAACCCUCAAAACCAGGAAAAUACCAACAAAUGCUGGACCAAUUCUGGUGGGAAUCUGAGAAUUUACCCGAUUUUCGACACACCCCAGAAGUCGAAAAGAUUUUGAAUGAAGACCCAGUUUUCGAAACCAAAGAAAACCCAACUCCAGAAGAAAUUGAAGAGAACAAAAAAUGGUGGGAAGAGUUUAGGGAUAGCCCAGUAGUUCAAUUUUUAACUAGGGCUGAGGAAAUUGCUGAUGCUUAUAAUGAAAGGGAGAUUAAGAGGAAUGAGAAACCGUAUAGAGGAGAGGAUGCUAAGCUUUGGAAGGAGGUUCCUCAUGUUACUGGGUUAGAUGGUAGGCCAAUGCCUAGAAAAGCUAUACAGUCUCAGGAGGAAUCGGAUGAUAAGUUUUGGGAUUUUACAAAGCAGUUCUUUUUUGGACUAUGGGGUUUCCGGCAGCGGCCGUAUCCCCCCGGCAGGCCGAUUGAUGCUGCUCAGGCCAUUGGGUAUAAGCGGCUCGAAAAGCGGUAUUAUGAUUUUAUAAUGAAGACGGGUGGUUGGUACUACAAGGAUCGUUUGGGUCGUACACGAGGACCAUGUGAGCUGAUUCAACUUAAGACUGCAUGGGGUGCUGGCAUAAUCGAUACUCAUACUUUCAUAUGGGGAGAGGACCAGGAUGAGUGGGCGCCUAUAGGCAUGAUUUAUGGCUUAGAGCGGGCAAUUGCCACUUGGGAAGUCAGGUUCGGAGCAGCUGCUACUGCAUUUCUCCAUAAACUUCAGAAAGGAAGGUCACCUUGGGUUCCAUUGAAGGGGUUUGAAAAGAAAACCUAUAAACAACUGCAAGAGGAGGCUGUAGAAAGUAAGAAUCGUGAUUUGGCCGUACUUGAAGCUAAUGAUGGAUUUUGGCCUGGAGUAAGAACUCCAAGUCACGCUCUCUUUCUGUGGGCUAGUGGUUCUGAGCUAACAACAAUAUUGGAAUCUGAUCACAUGCCAAAUAAAUUUAUACCAAAACAUUUAAGGCAGCAAUUGGCUAAAGUUAUCCCUGGAUUAAGGCCAUGGGAGGUCCUAAGUGUAGAACAAGCCAUGGAUCAACUAACAUAUGGCAGAGAAUGGUAUCGUGAGCCUCUUGGCACUUAUACAACUGGUCCUCCAUAUAUAAGGAAAUGGAACAGAGAUGUCAAGAAGUUGUACAAGGUAUUUGUGGACCUAAGUUUCAAGGUGCACAAAAAACUGGAGCGUACAAUCCCCGGUCUUGACCAAGUCAUUAAGAAAGUGGAGGAAGAUGCUAGUGCAAGAGAAGAAAGCAGGUAUAAAAGGAGGCAAGCAGUGAAGGAAGCUGAGGAUGAAGCAUACUUUGCACGAUUUCGACGUAAUCAAUAACAGAAUGCAUCAAACAAAUACCCGCUUAAUCUUCUUGAAUUCGGCUGAAGAUGAUAGUAAGAUCUCGCUUUAGGCUUUAGGCUUUAGGCUUUAGGCUUUAGGCUUUAGGCUUUAGGCUUUAGCUGCUGCCGAGGAUGUUGGUCUUUUUCUGUAGGAAAAGGUUUGUUAAUCAGAUCCACUAUACGGCUGUACGUAGUGUUGGAAUCCUUCUCUUUUUCCUCUUGUAUAUCAUGGAGUAAUAAUCUCUACUAUUUCAUCAUUGUCUAUUGCAAUUUCUGCUACUUUUACAGUCA